GCAGAUAAAAUCGAAAGUAAAUUCUUCUUGAAACAUCGGAGCAAAUGACAAAAGGGAAGAUACAAUAGUUACGUCUAAGUGGAGAUUGGAGGAGAGGGUCUAAGCCUCUAAAAUUUGUCUCUCUGAGAUGAGUACUUCCUCUAAAAGUAGUUUGUCUUCAAAGAUGAAGAAGAGCCCAAUUCAGCGGAAGAGACCAGCCUCCCCUGGACCCAGCUGUGUGUCUAUGAAGAGUGACAAUUCUAUGGAUCUUCCUUUAAACCUCAGAGAGGGAGACUUUUCUACUGAACAAAGAGACCGACCUGAAAUAUCCCUGUCUGAAAUUCUCAGUGGUCAACCUGUCCAGUGUCCUCAAAAAGACCUGUCCUCGAUAUUCAGUGUACUAGAACAGAAUAUCAUUACAUUUGUGAAGAAAGAGUUAAAGAGGUUUAAGACAAUGCUGAGUUCAGAUCUCCCAGAAGGAUUUAAGAGUCAGAGGGAGGAUGACAAAGGUGUGGACCCCGAAGAUAAGAAGCAGGAGCGCAGUGCCAAAGAGGGGACUCUGAAGAUCACACUGCAUUUCCUGAGGCACAUGAAACAGAAAGAGCUUGCUGACACACUGGAGAAAAAUGAGCUUGCUGUGAAUUGCCAACAUGAUCUCAAAUCUAACCUGAAGAAGACGUUUCAGUGCUUAUUUGAGGGUAUCGCUAAACAGGGGAACCCAACACUUCUCAAUAAGAUCUACACAGAGCUCUACAUCACAGAGGGUGGAAGUGGAGGAGUCAAUAAUGAACAUGAGGUGAGACAGAUUGAGACAACAAAUAAACAAGCAAGACCAGAGACAGCAAUCAAAUGUAACAACAUCUUCAAGCCCUUACCUGGACAAGACAAACCUAUCAGAACUGUGCUGACAAAUGGUGUUGCUGGAAUUGGAAAAACAGUCUCUGUGCAGAAGUUCAUUCUGGACUGGGCUGAAGGAAAAGCCAAUCAGGAAGUCCAAUUUGUAUUUCCUCUCCCUUUUAGGGAGUUGAAUUUGAUGAAAGGGAAAGAACUCAGUUUGAUUCAUCUCGUCAAUCAUUUCUCAAUUGAAACCAAAAAAGCAAGAAUUUCCAACUACAACAAAUAUAAAGUUCUGUUCAUUUUUGAUGGUCUGGAUGAGUGCCGACUGCCCCUUGACUUCAAAAACAACAAGAACUGUUGUGAUGUCACAGAGACAACCUCGGUGGACAUUCUGCUAACAAACCUCAUCAAGGGAAAUCUGCUUCCCUCUGCUCUCCUCUGGAUAACUACCAGACCUGCAGCAGCCAAUCAGAUCCCUUCCAAGUGGGUUGACCUGGUGACAGAGGUGAGAGGGUUCAAUGACUCACAGAAAGAGGAGUACUUCAGGAAGAGAUUCAGUGAUGAGGACCUGGCCAGCAGAAUCAUCUCACACAUAAAGACAUCAAGGAGCCUCCACAUCAUGUGUCACAUACCAGUCUUCUGCUGGAUCGUUGCUACAAUCCUUGAGUACAUGUUGACUACAGAUGAUAAAGUUGAUCUGCCCAAGACACUAACAGACAUGUACUCACACUUCCUUGUGUUCCAGUCCACACACAGAAAUGUAAAGUAUGAUGGGAAAAAAGAGACUGAUCCACAUUGGAAUAAAGAGAGCAUUGUGACACUGGGAAAACUGGCUUUUCAACAGCUACAGAAAGGCAAUCUGAUUUUCUAUGAAGAAGACCUGAAAGAGUGUGACAUUGAUAUCAAUGAAGCAUCAGUGUACUCAGGAGUCUGUACACAGAUCUUUAAAGAGGAAUGUGGGCUGAACCAGGACAGGUGUUCUGCUUUGUCAUCUGAGUAUUCAGGAGUUUCUAGCUGCUGUAUAUGUGUUUCUCUCAUUCAUCAACAAUUAUGUGAAUCUAAUGGAUGAACCACAAUCAACUGACAGGAUCGUUUCAGUUAAGUUCAGAGACCAGUCUGAAGUCCCAUUCUACAAGACUGCUGUGGAUAAAGCCUUCCAGAGUAAGACUGGACACCUGGACCUUUUCCUCCGCUUCCUUCUGGGUCUCUCACUGGAGUCAAAUCAGAAGCAUUUACGAGGUCUUCUGACAAAGACCAGAACCAGCUCACAGAGUCAUAAAGAAACAAUCAAGUACAUCAAAGAGAAGAUCAGGGAGAAUCCCUCUUCAGAGAGGUGCAUCAAUCUGUUCCACUGUCUGAAUGAACUGAAUGACCGUUCUCUAGUGGAGGAGAUCCAAAGAUACCUGAGUUCAGGA
This is a messenger RNA of Esox lucius (northern pike), 2231 nucleotides long. RefSeq names its product protein NLRC3-like. The record is from RefSeq and is a predicted model, not a curated record. The transcript is spliced from 6 exons. Bases 128 to 1885 code for a protein of 585 amino acids. Lineage: Eukaryota; Metazoa; Chordata; Actinopteri; Esociformes; Esocidae.